Vicia villosa (hairy vetch) is the source of this 1561-nucleotide messenger RNA. RefSeq lists its product as uncharacterized. The record is from RefSeq and is a predicted model, not a curated record. NCBI's taxonomy places the organism in Eukaryota, Viridiplantae, Streptophyta, Magnoliopsida, Fabales, Fabaceae. The transcript has 7 exons. The coding region runs from base 64 to 1206 and encodes 380 amino acids.
CUAAAAAAAUAUACAGAACACAAGAAAAGCAUCAAGGAGUGUGAGCCUCUAGUGUAUAAUGCUAUGCAGCAUCUCAAGUUCACAACAUUGUUGCUAUCACCAUCACCCUUGAAUCUCUCCCAUCGUUCUCUCAAGCACAUCAAAUGCUUCUCCUCUUUAUCUUCUUCAACCGUUUCCCCAUGGUCUGGUCUCCAUUCAUGGAGGCACAGUCCUCUCAACGAGAAUCGCAACUGGGGUCCACUCGGUCCUCACCCCGCACCGGAACCCGACCUCAACGAUUCCCCUUUCGGCGAAGCUUCUUCAUUGGCUGAGUUUGGUUCCAUUGUUCUUUCUACCACCGACCCCCUCACCAAGUCCCAUCUCUCCCACCUCGCUUACUCCCUCUGGCGCCGCCACAAUCUUCCUAUUGGCCUCUCCGACCCUCCAUCUCGACCUGCCCGGCCUGAAAAGCCUCUACUGGUUUCCCCUAGGGAAGUUCCUGCUCCUAAAAAUUCGGGUUUGCCUUUGAAUGCUUAUUUGCUUCAUAAUCUAGCACAUGUGGAGCUCAAUGCAAUUGAUUUGGCUUGGGAUACUGUUGUUCGAUUUUCUCCCUAUAGUGAUCUUCUCGGGGAGGGGUUCUUUGCGGAUUUUGCUCAUGUUGCUGAUGAUGAGAGUCGCCACUUCUCUUGGUGUUCGCAGAGGCUUGCUGAAUUGGGUUUCAAAUAUGGAGAUAUGCCAGCUCACAAUUUGCUAUGGAGGGAAUGUGAGAAAUCAUCAGACAAUGUUGCUGCACGUUUGGCAGUGAUCCCACUAGUCCAGGAGGCUAGAGGACUUGAUGCCGGGCCACGUUUGGUGCAAAAAUUAGUUGGCUUUGGAGAUAAUAGGACAUCUAAAAUUGUGGCUAGAAUUGCUGAAGAGGAAGUUGCACAUGUAGCAGUGGGGCUUUACUGGUUUCUUUCUGUCUGUCAAAAAAUGGGCCGCACCCCAGACUCCACUUUUAAAGACUUGCUCAAGGAAUACAAUGUGGAACUAAAAGGUCCCUUCAAUUAUGCGGCUCGAGAGGAAGCUGGCAUUCCCCGUGAUUGGUAUGACACGCCAUCAACAAGCAAUCAAGAAAAGAAAGACAAAGAUGACAAUAAAAAACACCUCUCUGAAGUUUAUGAGAGGGUAGCUUCCAUCAUUGCUAUGGAAAGAGAGAAUUUAAGUUUGACAAGGCCACCUGAAUGAUCGUGGCCAAAAAUAAUGAGCAAAUUUUGUCUUCAACUGGAAAGUUGUUAGCUGAUAUAGGAACCUGUCUUCCCAACAGCCAACAAGUCAAAGAGUUUGGUGAUGCAAUUCUUUCAUUUGCAAAAUAGUCAACUUUGACUGCAAGUGCUGAUGCAAAUUCCAAAUUCCAUUUGUCCAGGCAUCCACUAUUUGCUGAGAAGCUUGACCCAAAGGGAAUGGCAAAAUUAUUGUUUGUAAAUUACACCAGUUAUUGCCUGUUAGUAUAGACACUUUAUGCAAUGUAUAUACAAAAAAUUUAUAGCAACAAAUCCAAUGAGAUUGAAGUCAAUGAUCAUGGCUUAGCUUAUUUUUUUUA